AGUAUCUUGACACAGAUGGGAGGAUUCAUAGAAGCUGAAACGGCGCGUCCUGACUGUAAGUACAUGCCGCAACUAAAUAAAGACGAGAGUGUGAAGGUGAAGUUUUAAGAGAUGCAGGUAGGUACCUACCUAUUUACCUGCAGGAGACGCGGACGCGUUGGGGUUCUCUUGAAUCGCGACACCCCACUUUACCAGAAGGUACGAGGGUACCUCUACAAGCUCCAAGCUCAGCUCCCUUUCCAUUCUCCAGCGCUCCUAUCCUCUACGGCACACGCUGUUAUGGGGGUUUACCGUUCUACCUUGCUUCCUGGCCAUCAAUUACAACAUUAUUAACCAAGUAUUGAGCUAUCUUGGUUCCAAUGCCGCCCAAGAAGAAAGGCCGCAGCAGCACCGUCGCGACCCCGUCUGGAACGGCGACACUGGGGCGCGAUGAGGAUGCCAUGGAUGUCGACACUCCAGCGGCUUCGGAGACUCCGACGGCCGCAAAUGCGCCGAAACCACCUCCCGUCGACCUGAACAGCCCAUGGACGGACGAUCAGGAAGCUUCGCUGUUCAAGGCCGUCAUCAGAUGGAAACCUGCUGGCAUGCACAAGCACUUCCGCAUGAUCGCCAUCAGCGAGCACUUGCGCAACCACGGGUUCGAUCCGGACUUUCUCACACACACACGCAUCCCGGGAAUCUGGGCUAAACUGCGGACCUACUACAACAUGGAGGCCAUCGACGAGCGUGAAAACAACAUCGACUACCUCGAAGACGAGCAUUUCGACCGCCGCUUCCUCGAUUUCGAGCUUCCGUGGGCCGACUUCGGUGACGAUAUGAUGGGGCGUGCCAAGGCUGACCCCAGCGAGGUGCCGACGAGCCCGGCGCAGUGGGACCCCGACGAGGAGCGGCAGGGCGGCAAGAAGCGGAAGCGGGGGGCGGACACGAUGGCAAGCUCGUCGUCAGCAGGGCCGAAAGCUAGGAGUAGUACGGUUGAGGAUACCGAGGGCGAGACCCCGGGUGAAUCACCAGCACCGAGGACGGCAAGGGGCGCGAGGAGCUCCAAGCGCACUGCUAGCAAGGCGCGGAAGACGAAAGAGGACUCGACCGAGGCCGAGACGUCAGGGGUGGAGGAGGAGGAGGAGGAGGAGGAGGGGGAGGAGGAGGAGAAUGGGGAGGAGGGGAAGGAGAAGGAGAAGGAAGAGGACUCUGACUCCGGAGAUGCGGACGAGGAGAGCGAAGAGCAAGAGACCAGUACACCGGCUUCGAAACCAACAAGAGGAGGCGGCAGGGGUCGUGGGAGAGGUCGGGGCCAAAUCGAUCAUAACUUCAAUAAAGCGCAUCGCAUCGUGACCAGCAGCAUACUUCCGCUUGUCGAGCAGUAUGGCGAGCACUCACGAUCCGUAUGGGAGGCGUCCAAGUUCUGGAAGCAAUUCUUCGAAGCCUCCGCCAACGUCUCCCUGUCCGGUUACGAGGAGCUAGCCAAUGAUGGAGACACCACGGCCGCGACCGCCGAGGACGCGACCAUCCGCGAUGACACCACAGGGGACUACGCGCCCCACUGCCCGCGGAGCCACGGCAACGACACCACCGCGACCGCCGACCAGUCGAGCCCCUACCAGCAUCAGCGCGGCGCCGAGGACUCGAUCCUCUCCGACGGCGACGGCACUCUUACGGGGAGCACGCCGCGCCCGCCGGCGACCAAGUCGCUGUCCGUGAAGCCGCAGUUUGCGGAUCUGGGGUCGCCCUACGAGGCGUUGAAGCGAGAGCUGCGGAACGAGAUGGCGUCAGGUGGCGGUGGUGGUGGUGCUGCUGCCAGCGGGCCCGCGGGUGCAGACGACGAAUCGGAUACCGAGAUCCUCUUCCAGCAGCACACGGCACGCCUGCCGGACAUGUCGAUGACGCCGCGGUCGUCGAUGGCGGCCGGCGGCGGGCAUGAUCUCGGCUACGACGACACCGACCAGUUCGGCCCGAGGGCGAACAAGGACCCACUGCUUCACCGGGUCCUGGACAAGAACUACCGGCUGAUGGCCACGCCACACAAGGGAGCCGGCGGCACCGGCGUGUCGCCCAUCAGAUGGAAGGUCACGGAGAAGAAGGACGACGCGCAAAGCAAGGGCAAAGAGAAGGCCCAGCUUCCGAGCUGGCACGACUCGCCCAUGUCGUCGCCCGAGAUGGAGGUGCCGAAGCUCAGAAGCGCGGCGUUCAUGUCGCCGGUCCGGGCUGCGUACAAGACUAAGAUGGCGGCCGCGCCGAGGACGCCGGGUGUGAGCGUCCAGACCCCCGCGGCCGGCAGGAAGACCCGCGAUGUGUACCAGGAGACGCCGGGCGCGGAGAAGGAGACGGACGAGAUCACGUGGGAGAGCGACAGCGACGACGACAUAUACGGGGGGAUGAGCCCGCCGAAGACGAUCAACUUUGCAUUGGCACCAUCGAAGCUGCUACAGACGCCUGCUCGAGAGGCAAGCAAACGCAUCGUCGAAGAUAUUCUCCUUACUGCUGGAGCGGGACCAGACGACUCGGAAGAAUACAGCCCAACAGUGGUCAAGAUGAACGCCAAUGAUUUGGAUGAUACGUUUUAA
Molecule: messenger RNA, 2561 nt
Organism: Phialemonium atrogriseum
Lineage: Eukaryota; Fungi; Ascomycota; Sordariomycetes; Cephalothecales; Cephalothecaceae
Product: putative dash complex subunit ask1 protein
Exons: 5
Coding region: 360-2561 (733 amino acids)
Biological process (GO): attachment of spindle microtubules to kinetochore; regulation of DNA-templated transcription
Cellular component (GO): mitotic spindle; nucleus; H4/H2A histone acetyltransferase complex
Source: RefSeq, a predicted model, not a curated record